AUGUGUGGCAUUUGUUGUUCCGUAAGCUUUUCUGUUGAGCAUUUCAGCAAAGAUCUGAAAGAGGAUUUACUCUGCAAUCUUAAACGACGAGGACCCAAUAGUAGUAAACAAUUGUUAAAGACUGAUGUUAACUAUCAGUGUUUAUUUUCUGGUCAUGUUCUUCACUUGAGAGGUGUUUUGACUGCCCAGCCUAUGGAAGAUGAAAGAGGGAAUGUGUUCUUGUGGAAUGGAGAAGUCUUCAGUGGAGUAAUGGUUAAAGCUGGAGAGAAUGAUACUCAAAUAAUGUUUAAUUAUCUUUCCUCUUGUAAGAAUGAAUCUGAUAUUUUGUCAGUUUUCUCAGAAGUCCAAGGUCCUUGGUCUUUUAUAUAUUAUCAAGCAUCUAGUCAUUAUUUAUGGUUUGGUAGAGAUUUUUUUGGUCGCCGUAGCUUGCUUUGGCAUUUUAGUGAUUUGGGCAAGAGUUUCUCUCUCUCUUCAGUUGGUGCCCAAAUAUCUGGAGUGGCCAAUCAGUGGCAAGAAGUUCCAGCAUCUGGAAUUUUCAGAAUUGAUCUCAAGUCUGCUUCCACUUCCAGACUUGUGGUUUUAAAAUUCUAUCCUUGGAAAUAUAUUUCUGGGGAGAAUGUUAUCACAGAAGAAUGUGUUAAUACCCUGACUCAAAUUGCAGCAGAUUUGCCACCAUUUGUAUCAGUGGUAGCAAAUGAAGCCAAACUAUAUCUUAAAGAUCCUGUUGUUCCUUUAAAUAUGAUGUUGCCACCAAUUCCAUCUGAGAUUGAUUGCAGUACCAUUUCCAACACCCCACCUACAAGAGAGACAUUUCAGGUUUUUCUUACUAAUGGACACAUGAAGGAAGUAGUUCAGCAGUUCAUUGAUGUCCUGAGUAGUGCAGUGAAGAAACGUGUCUUGUGUUUACCGAGGGAUGAACCCCUGACACCAAAUGAAGUUUUGAGAACUCAUGAGAGAAAAGCAAAUGUUGCAAUCCUGUUUUCUGGAGGCAUUGAUUCCAUGGUUAUUGCAACGCUUGCUGACCGUCAUAUCCCUUUAGAUGAACCAAUUGAUCUUCUUAAUGUGGCUUUCAUGACUAAAGAAAAGAUCAUACCAGCUAGUUUUAACAAACAAAGGGGAAGACAGAAAAAUUGCAAAACACCUGCUGAGGAAUCCUCUGAAAAUACUGCUGUUGCUGCUGAUAGGUCUGAUAAGCAAUUUAAUGCACCAGAUCGCAUCACAGGAAGAGCAGGACUAAAAGAACUACAAGUCACUAACCCUUUCCGGAUUUGGAAUUUUGUUGAAAUUAAUGUUUCUCUGGAAGAAUUGCAAAAAUUUAGAAGAGCUCGAAUAUGUCAGUUAGUCCACCCCUUAGAUACAGUUUUGGAUGAUAGCAUUGGCUGUGCAGUCUGGUUUGCUUCUAGAGGAACUGGCUGUUUAGUGACCCCGGAUGAAGUGAAAUCAUAUCAGAGCAGUGCAAAGGUAGUUCUUACUGGAAUUGGUGCAGAUGAGCAAUUAGCAGGUUAUUCUCGUCAUCGUGUCCGCUUUCAGACACAUGGGCUGGAAGGAUUGAUUAAAGAAAUAAAGAUGGAAUUGGGUCGAAUUUCUUCUAGAAAUCUUGGUCGUGAUGACAGAGUUAUUGGUGAUCAUGGAAAAGAAGCAAGAUUUCCUUUUCUGGAUGAAAAUGUUGUCUCCUUCCUAAAUUCUCUACCAGUUUGGGAAAAGACAAACUUGACUUUGCCCCGUGGAAUUGGUGAAAAACUAAUUUUGCGCCUUGCAGCAGUGGAACUUGGUUUAACAGCCUCUACUCUUCUGCCAAAACGGGCCAUGCAGUUUGGAUCUAGAAUUGCAAAAAUGGAAAACAAUAAUGAAAAGGCAUCUGAUAAAUGUGGAAGACUCCAAGACAUUUCCUUAGAAAACUUUUCUGUUGAAAAAGAGAUUAAAACAUGAUUUGGCAGUGUACCAACAUCUGUUAAUGAUGAUUAUAUAAAAAUAAAACACUUGCUACUUACUGCUAUAUAAUGUGGUUUCAAAGUUCA
Messenger RNA from Talpa occidentalis (Iberian mole), 2018 nucleotides. RefSeq names its product asparagine synthetase domain containing 1 (gene ASNSD1). Gene Ontology annotation, molecular function: asparagine synthase (glutamine-hydrolyzing) activity. The coding region runs from base 1 to 1929 and encodes 642 amino acids. NCBI's taxonomy places the organism in Eukaryota, Metazoa, Chordata, Mammalia, Eulipotyphla, Talpidae. The record is from RefSeq and is a predicted model, not a curated record. The transcript is spliced from 3 exons.